Struthio camelus australis is the source of this 2142-nucleotide messenger RNA. The record is from RefSeq and is a predicted model, not a curated record. Lineage: Eukaryota; Metazoa; Chordata; Aves; Struthioniformes; Struthionidae.
GCUUGCAAAAAUCGGCUUCCUCCUUUAGCAGUAAACAGGAUGUGGUGACUCUCGAGGAGGAAGCAAGAAGCGUUUUUUUAUCUUUUAUAACCGAGAUUCCUGCCCUAAAUAAAGCUAAAACAUCCCUCCCCCCCAAAUCAGAGAAGUUGCCAAGCCUCUUAGCAGGGCAGCGGCGAGAUCCCUCUUGGCCUCCUUCUCUUCAGAGUGCACAAACCUGUUUCUUCUUGUAUGUCGUGCUCCAGACUUGCGUAGGUCCCCUGGCCAUCGUGGUGGCCCCCCGCAGGCUUUGAUCCGGGAUGUCUCACGCUAGGGAACCCAAGUUGCCUUUUUGGGGAUGAUAACCUCAGUGUGACGUGCCGAGUUUGUGUAUAUGUAACCUUGGGGUGCAAGGCAAACAUCUAAAUUGCUUGUCUUGGUAGUGUCUUAACAUUUCAUUCUUACUCAACGCUGUAUACUGAGGCCUGUGAAGUUGGUGGGCGUUGUACCAUGACUGUUGACUGUUUGGCCUUUCAAAAAAAAAAAACUUUUUCCCCCAGUAAUCACAACUGAAGAGCAACAAGUGUAACAAAACUCUGCUAAAGUAGUGCAGGCACCAGCCACCUGACUCUCUGUAGCGUAAAGGACGAUGCAGAACUUGAGCAAAAACUGAGUCUAUGUAGGCUGUAAUAUGUGUCCCUUACGUUACCCAGUGACAACCUAACAGAUCGCCCAAUGUCAGUGUUUCCAAAAUCAGUGAUAGAGAGCCUUAAAAACCUCAUAAACAGGCUCAAGUUAAGAAGCUUAGUGUAAUUAUGAGUUAUGAGAUCUCUUUUUUUGGUUGUAACUAUAUUUAUUUGAAUUCCAGAUAAACAUCUGAUAAAAGGAGAAGAUAAGAAGACGAUAUGUAUCGAGGGGAAUAUUGCAAGUGGAAAAACAACAUGCCUGGACUAUUUUGCACAAACUACCAACAUUGAGGUUUUAACAGAACCAGUGUCUAAAUGGAGGAAUGUUCGUGGUUAUAAUAUUCUGGGCUUAAUGUACCAAGAUGCAUCAAGAUGGGGGAUAACGUUACAAACGUACAUACAGCUUACAAUGUUGGAGCAGCAUACGAGACCAAUGAUUUCCUCUGUAAGAAUGAUGGAGAGAUCAAUUCACAGUGCAAAAUACAUUUUUGUAGAAAACUUGUAUCGAAGUGGAAAAAUGCCAGAAGUGGAUUACAUUGUCCUAACUGAGUGGUUUGAUUGGAUCAAGAACAACACGGAUGUGUCAGUUGAUUUGAUAGUUUAUCUGCAGACUUCUCCUGAAGUUUGUUAUGAGAGAUUAAAGAGAAGAUGCAGAGAAGAGGAAAAGAUCAUUCCUUUGGAAUAUUUAGAAGCCAUUCAUCAGCUCUAUGAAGAGUGGCUCAUUAAACAGACACUUUUUAAAGUUUCCUGCCCGGUGCUUGUUAUUGGAGCUGACCAUGACAUGCAGAAAAUGAUAGAAAAGUAUGAAGAAAACCGGGACCAAAUACUAAACCUAUAUAAUAUGCAACACUGUUUAUAGAAGUCUGUUGUUACUAUAUUUUGAAAAUCAUGUUUAUGAAGUCUGACUUUUGGGGAAUUCUGAUGAGUAUUUGCAGUACUUCUCAGUGUGGUGGCUUAUGCUUUAGAAUUCUACUUUGUAAGAUGUUGUAGACUUUUGGUAUGAAAUGUCUACAAGUUUUUGUAAACAGAAUAUAAGCUAAUGCUUUCAUACUUUUCAGUUCUCCAUCAGCUUUACUGUAUCAAUUCUGUCUGGCUCAAAUAUGGCUAUUGCUUGAUUUACCACGUUGCUACUGCUUUCUAUAAGUAACCUAAGGUGUUUUUUUUCUUUUUUUUUUUCCCAUGACAAUCCUAUUUUUGUAAUUUGAAAGAAAUAGUUCCAUAUGAGAGGUGAGAUAUCCGCUAUUAUUAGAAGAAGCAAGUGAAAUACAUCACGUUAUAGUAACGUUGUUAAAUAAGUUUUGUCAUUUCAGGAUAGGGGAUCUUACUCUAAUCCUGUUUACACUAGUGUAAUUUCAUUGAAUUCUGUAAGUUUCUUCUGCUUUACAUAAAAUCACAAUAAAGUUGUAGUCCUGUAGAUACCUGUGAACUAGCAUAGUCCCACUGAAUUCAGUGGCAAUAAAAGAAUAAUGUAAAAUUCAUA